AUGCGCACAAUCAUGCCUAAAUUUCACAAAAUCGUCAUUGAAACGGGUUGUGACAAACCGCGCGAACACGAUCGCGUUGUUGUACAGCUUGCUGUCCAGCUGAACGGAGAGGUCAAAAUUGCCGGUCAAGUGCUGACUUUUGACCUGGGACACGCAGAAGAUUUUGGUGCUGUCAAAUUUGUGGAUCAUGUCGUGGAGACGAUGGGCCUCGGUGAACAGUGCACGGUUUCCGUUCCCGUCUCCGUGGCUCUCACUGAAUCAGAACGCAAACAAUGGGGCGUUGACACAUGCUUACCACAAGAUGAAUUAUUUCUAACGUUUCGCUUGCACGAUAUACAAAAAGCCAAACAAUAUGUCCGCGCGUUUCGCACCUACAAGCUUGGCAUCGGGUUUCUCCGAGGCAGUGUCAUUGUCCAACCGCCCGUCAGCCGCGAUACACCAUUGACCAAUGUCCCAGCGGAGUCGAACGAGGCUCGACAGUUGCUUGUGUUGUGCUUCUCCAAUGCCGCCCUAUGUCUGCUACAUUUGGUCUCCCUGAUGAAUGCCUCGUCCGAUGUGAAUCACACGAACGGUGUGCUGAGCGAUUCCGCACGACAGAUGGUGUUGCUUUGUGUGGAAUAUUGCACCCGGGCUACCGAGCUAGAUCCGACCUAUGCGAAAAGCUGGUUCCGUUUGGCCAAAUCGGAUGACGAGGAUGAUGAGGACGCGAUCGAAAAAUUACCGAUUUCCGUGUGGUCUAAUCACCUGGCUGCCAAUAUGAUGUCAUUGCACGAGGAACUGGAAGCGUUUGGCGAGAAAAUGCCGGAACCAAACAUGUCCCGUUCGUCCCGACGCGGACAUCGAACCAAUUCACGACUGAGUACCAUUCAGGAUGAGGAUUCCGAGAUGGGUGAAAUGGUUUAA
Molecule: messenger RNA, 903 nt
Organism: Echinostoma caproni
Lineage: Eukaryota; Metazoa; Platyhelminthes; Trematoda; Plagiorchiida; Echinostomatidae
Source: the annotation of a GenBank genome assembly